AUAUAAAGGGACGUCAGUAGUUUUUGUAACAUUAAUGUUUACAUAUUUUCUCUUGCAAUUUUAUUAUCGAUCAUCAUUUCAGUCCUUUAAUUUAUAUAGAUAAAUAGUUAAGAUGGAAGAAUCAAAGAUAGAGAGUACUGAAGCCACAAGGCUAUCGCCCAAGAAUGAUUCAAAGCUGACGAAAGAAGAAUAUUUUCGUCUUCUUCAAGAAUGGGUGAAUCUACAGUCAGCAUUCCGUGCAAUGGCUUAUUUUCCAUUAGCCAUGACUCAAACAAAUCAGUCAUCAGUUCCAACAGCAAACGGAGGAACGAACAUUUCUCAACAACAACAACCAGCAGCUAAUCAACAGUUUGGUUCAGGAAGAUGGUUCGAUCCAGCUCGAACAGAAGAAAUUAUAAGAAAUAACGGAGGAUAUGAGUUAGUGAUCAGUCCAUUGUAUAAAAGAUUCCUAGCUGAGGUCAUCGACACGGUCAUACUUUUCAUUGUGAAAAUUUUGUUUUUUGUUGUCGUUAUGGAUUUCUUUGAUAUUCACAUUGGCUUAGACAUUGACAUUAACGACUUCAAAGACAUGAAAUUCCUUGAAGAUGACUACACCCAACUACUUAGUUUCAGUAGUGAUUUUCUUCUACUCGAGAUACUUACAAAAAUUGUUUCAUCACUUUAUGAAGCACUUUUCACUGUGAGACUUCACGCUACACCGGGGAAACUUAUUAUGGGGAUAAGAAUUCUUCAAGCUGACGCUGUUCUUCCACUUGAAGAACAAAUCAAUCAUCAUGGAUUCAGAGCAUUAGUUUUUCCAGCAACACAAUUAACUUUUGCUAGAGCCUUAGCUCGAUCAUGCGCCAAAAAUUUGUUGGUGACGUUACUUUUUCCAUUAUACUUCAGAUAUAUUUUCUUCUUCAAAUCAAACCAAUUAAUUUAUGAUCUUUUAGCUAAAACAGUUGUCGUUAAUUUUAAUCCAAAUCCAGUUUUACGUCGACGGAAUCAAUGAAAUUGUUCGUCGUUUAUUCGUACUGUUACCAAUUACCAAAAACAAAAACUACACAAAAACAUUUUUAUUUAAUUAUGUACACUGACAAAAUGAGGUAACUUCUAUUUAAAAGAAAUUUAUAUUGGCAUGGAUGAUGGAAAAUAAAAAUUUAAAUAUAAUUUAAAUUACAACAUUCUUAGAUAUUUCGAUCAGUUCCUUAACUUUGAUAGGAUCACAAACCAUUAAUGGUUGUAGAUCUUCAUUUCCUCCACCCAUUGAUAAUUUUCC
Clunio marinus is the source of this 1258-nucleotide messenger RNA. Lineage: Eukaryota; Metazoa; Arthropoda; Insecta; Diptera; Chironomidae. The record is from the annotation of a GenBank genome assembly.